Molecule: messenger RNA, 1943 nt
Organism: Ornithodoros turicata
Lineage: Eukaryota; Metazoa; Arthropoda; Arachnida; Ixodida; Argasidae
Exons: 11
Coding region: 59-1291 (410 amino acids)
Source: RefSeq, a predicted model, not a curated record
GGUUCCCGCCAUCCGUUCGCGCUUUUCUGCCGAAUGUGUUUCUUUUUGUUCGUCUGCAAUGGAAAGUUCACGCGAGGCAGUGCUGCCUUUUGCAAUUGUGAAAUUUCUGGAUGAAAGUGUGGCUGUGGUGGCAUGCUCCUGGAUAGAUGAAGAUGGAUGUCGAUGGCCCCCUUCAAAAGAUAGGAAAAACAUUGGAGCACUGGUCCGGAAACAAAAAGAACCAGAACCCACAUGGAAGCAACUUUCCUGCAAGGUGCUGGAGAGAUAUGCAACAUAUGAUGCAGCUCGGGCAAAUUUGUCUCUGGCUGAAGAGACAUCCGAUCUCAAUGCUGAGAUUCAGUAUGGUCGUGGCAAACGCAAGAAAAGAAGCGCCAUAUACUCUGAUAGCGAGGAAUCUCGGCCACCUACCCCUCCUCCACCUUCUCGUAUUACACACAAAACCACGGGGCAGGUUGCAAAAAGCAACACCAAGGGCAAGGCUCCGCCAUUUUCAUCUAGAUCAAGCCAGCAAGAGAGCACACCGCACUAUACUUCACAGUCACUUAUUGACGAUAUGGUGGAGGAGAAUGCUAACAUCUUGCCUCUUCCUGAAAUGCAAAGUCAGCCUCGACCAUCCCCUUUUAGUGACCCUCAAGGAGCAAGCUUCCAUGGACUGCACAGGGCACCACGUCGGCUACCUUCCGACUUUCAUGGAACUCGAAUUCCCGAACGCAGCUACCUUAGCCAGAGGUGCACUAACGGUGAUGAGUACUCGUUCUCGCAGAGCAGCCUCCAAGAGUGUGAACGACAACCGUAUGAACAUAACAGCCAGGCCCCGGCAACUUAUGGUGACAAGAGGACUUUCAGCAGAAGACCUGCGCAGCAGCAACUAAUCGAUCAUUUUCAUAAUGACAAUGAUUUGGGAUGCACACCAUCCAUUUUGAGAGAAGUUUUGCUCAGGAUUGCAUCUUCCACAGCUAGAGAGUCACAAAGGUCUCUGUCAGAGAUAGCAGGAGAUUCACGUUCAAGACAAAGAUCCUACGGCAACAGCAGUGAUGCUUCUACAGCAAGUCAGCCCAAAGCAGAAUUUGAGAAGAAGGUCAUCAGAUCCUUGAACAUGAUAACGCUUCGUCUUCAGCAGCACUCGGAACAACUAGACGUCAUAACUUCACAUUUGCAAAAGCCUCGGGAUCUAAGUAAAGAUGAUGUCCUCACAGAGCCCUUUACUGAUGUGGAGAGUCUGCUUGCCUUUGACAGAGGACUUCAUGCAUCGUCUGGAAAGAGAGAGAAACUGGUGCGCAAGCUAGACUGAUAGGCAUGCUUAGAUGGAGACUGAUAGGCUUAGCUGGAGAGCAGGUACCCUGCAAGUACAGAAUUAGUCACACACAUGCGAUGCACAUACUGUGUGAUAUUUGAGGUAGUGUAAUAUGUAAUACUAAAUCAAUCAUUAACACUUCACCUUAAGAGGACAUACCACCCCCUGUUUUCUAUGUGAACUUUGCAUAGGUUUUGUGGCUGAACUACGAGACAGAUCGUAUUGCGGAAACCUUCAUUGGAAAGGUGACGUCAAGAUCUCUUAACUCUGGGAACUGAAAUAUCGCUCUAGCGUUGUAAUUUUUUUUUACGGACCCCUGAAGGUGGGAACCCCUCUGUUUUCUAUGUGAACUUUGCAUAGGUUUUGUGGCUGAACUACGAGACAGAUCGGAAUGCGGAAACUUUCAUCGGAAAGGUGACGUCAAGACAUCUUAACUCUGGGAACUGAAAUAUCGCUCUAGCGUUGUAAUUUUUUUUUUAAAAAGAAAAAGAAAUGAAUUUUGUCGCUACAGCUUCAAAAAAUCCAAAUAAAUAAAUGAAAGCAAAUAAAAACAAUCCGCUUCUGAGGUUAACCGGGGACAUGUUUCAGGAUUCAAAUGACGCGUUUUUUGUGUGUUUUUAGCAUUCUGUUUUUCCGAAAAAGAAUUAAA